AUGUAUCUUCACAGCAUUCAUCGGUUUGUAAUCUGUAGCGUUCACCCCCUCUCUCACUCUUUUUAUCUCUCUAUCCGCAAUACAUUUUCUCUUUACCUGUCCCUUGUCGCUCAGUACGUUUUCUCUUUACCUGUCCCUUGUCGCUCAGUACGUUUUCUCUUUACCUGUCCCUUGUCGCUCAGUACGUUUUCUCUUUACCUGUCCCUUGUCGCUCAGUACGUUUUCUCUUUACCUGUCCCUUGUCGCUCAGUACGUUUUCUCUUUACCUGUCCCUUGUCGCUCAGUACGUUUUCUCUUUUCCUGUUCCUUGUCGAUCAAUUCAUUUUUUUCUUUUCCUGUACCUCCGCAAUACAUUUUCUCUUUACCUGUCCCUUGUCGCUCAGUACGUUUUCUCUUUACCUGUCCCUUGUCGCUCAGUACGUUUUCUCUUUACCUGUCUCUUGUCGCUCAGUACGUUUUCUCUUUUACCUGUCCCUUGUCGCUCAGUACGUUUCUCUUUCGCUCAGUACGUUUUCUCUUUACCUGUCCCUUGUCGCUCAGUACGUUUUCUCUUUACCUGUCCCUUGUCGCUCAGUACGUUUUCUCUUUACCUGUCCCUUGUCGCUCAGUACGUUUUUCUCUUUACCUGUCCCUUGUCGCUCAGUACGUUUUCUCUUUUUCCUGUUCCUUGUCGAUCAAUUCAUUUUUUUCUUUUCCUGUACCUCGUAUCUAAAUAAAUUUGGUCUUUUUCGGGUCCUGUGUAGCACAAUACAUUUUGUCCUUUCUGUCCCUUGUAGCCCAAUAUAUUUUGUCUUUUCUUGUCCCUUCGCAAUACAUUUUCUCUUUACCUGUUUCUUGUCGCUCAGUACGUUUUCUCUUUACCUGUCCCUUGUCGCUCAGUACGUUUUCUCUUUACCUGUCCCUUGUCGCUCAGUACGUUUUCUCUUUACCUGUCCCUUGUCGCUCAGUACGUUUUCUCUUUACCUGUCCCUUGUCGCUCAGUACGUUUUCUCUUUUCCUGUUCCUUGUCGAUCAAUUCAUUUUUUCUUUUCCUGUACCUCCGCAAUACAUUUUCUCUUUACCUGUCCCUUGUCGCUCAGUACGUUUCUCUUUACCUGUCCCUUGUCGCUCAGUACGUUUUCUCUUUACCUGUCUCUUGUCGCUCAGUACGUUUUCUCUUUACCUGUCCCUUGUCGCUCAGUACGUUUUCUCUUUACCUGUCCCUUGUCGCUCAGUACGUUUUCUCUUUACCUGUCCCUUGUCGCUCAGUACGUUUUCUCUUUUCCUGUUCCUUGUCGAUCAAUUCAUUUUUUUCUUUUCCUGUACCUCCGCAAUACAUUUUCUCUUUACCUGUCCCUUGUCGCUCAGUACGUUUUCUCCUGUCCCUUGUCCUCAGUACGUUUUCUUUUACCUGUCUCUUGUCGCUCAGUACGUUUUCUCUUUACCUGUCCCUUGUCGCUCAGUACGUUUUCUCUUUACCUGUCCCUUGUCGCUCAGUACGUUUUUCUCUUUACCUGUCCCUUGUCGCUCAGUACGUUUUCUCUUUACCUGUCCCUUGUCGCUCAGUACGUUUUCUCUUUACCUGUUCCUUGUCGAUCAAUUCAUUUUUUUUUUUUCCUGUACCUCCGCAAUACAUUUUCUCUUUACCUGUCCCUUGUCGCUCAGUACGUUUUCUCUUUACCUGUCCUUGUCGCUCAGUACGUUUUCUCUUUACCUGUCCCUUGUCGCUCAGUACGUUUUCUCUUUACCUGUCCCUUGUCGCUCAGUACGUUUUCUCUUUACCUGUCCCUUGUCGCUCAGUACGUUUUCUUUUUCCUGUUCCUUGUCGAUCAAUUCAUUUUUUUUUUUCCUGUACCUCUACGUUUUCUCUUUUUUACCUGUCCUUGUCGCUCAGUACGUUUUUCUCUUUACCUGUCCCUUGUCGCUCAGUACGUUUUCUCUUUUCCUGUUCCUUGUCGAUCAAUUCAUUUUUUUCUUUUCCUGUACCUCGUAUCUAAAUAA
Acanthosepion pharaonis is the source of this 1980-nucleotide messenger RNA. Lineage: Eukaryota; Metazoa; Mollusca; Cephalopoda; Sepiida; Sepiidae. The record is from the annotation of a GenBank genome assembly.